AUGCAUGAUCAAGUAGCGAUCGCUCCGCCAGAGGUCGACUUUGAAGGCGAUGUCACCAAAGACGAUGGAAUUAAUGUUUUAGUCAACGAUCAACCACAAGAUGGAAUGACAGACAGAAUCAACGUCAUCGAACACGAAGAAUCAACGUUCGUUGGUAUGUCACGGAUGCAAGCCCUCAAGAUAUUCUGGCGACCAACCUUAUACUGCUACAUGUGCGCAUUUAGUGUGGUAAUGAAUGGGUAUCAGGACUCGCUUCCUGGAGGCCUUCUUGCCAAUCUAGGGUUCAUCAAACAGUUCGGUACUAUUUCCGAUGGUGCAGGUGGUGUCGCUCUAGACGCUCAGCACAUCUCUGUGUGGAGCGGUAUCGCCUAUGUCGCUCAAUUCACUGGAUGCCUGCUGGGGGGAGUCAUCUCAGAUAGAUUUGGCAGGAAGACUGGUAUGCACGCGCUCACCUUGGGCUAUGGUCUGGGUGUCAUCGUCGAAAUGGUGGCCAAAAACUGGAAACACUGGCUUGCGGCAAAGCUAUUUACAGGUCUCGGAGGGGGUCUGGCCCAGGGAACUAUACUUUCUUAUAUGAACGAAAUCGCUCCAGCACAGAUCCGUGGUUACCUACUCUCUACGUAUGGUGCUGCUUAUGCCGUGGGUCAGCUGUCCAUUGCCAUCGCCCUUCAGAUAGUAGACACCACCGAUCCUGAAGGCUAUCUCAAAGCAGUGUACUCCGAAUGGGUGGUCCUAAGUCCCUGGAUCAUCAUGUCAUUACUUCUCCCCGAAUCCCCAUGGCAUUAUGCUCGGCAAGGACGAGAAGACCUCACGAAGAAAUCUUUAGGCAGGAUCUAUAAAGGAAUCUCUGGAUACGACGCCGAUCGAGAAUAUGCUGUGAUGGUGAUGGAAAUCGAGAGGGAGAAAGAGGCCAGGCAUACGAACAAGCAGACUUCGUGGAAAGAUAUCUUGAUGGGACCCAAUCUUAAACGAACAUUCGCCGGUGUCUGUGCUCUCGGCAUGCAGAAUUGGGUCGGAAGUUCCGUCGUAUUCAACUACACCACCUACUUCUUCCAACAAGCGGGUAUUCCUCAACCCUUCCAAGCCAAUGUCAUCGUAUUCUGCAUUCUUAUUGGAGCCAACAUCGUCUCUUUCUACCUCGUCGAGAGGGCUGGUCGACGGACUCUCAUACUCUGUGGAGGUGCAGCGUCAGCUGUACUGUGUGUUGUAAUCGGAGUAAUGGGUGUGAUCGAACAGACCACCUCGUCGCAAAGCGCAAGUCUCGCUGUGAUAUGCAUCUGGGUGGUAGUAUAUGCGCUCUGUUUCGCUGGUACCGGCUGGCUUCUCGCUGGGGAGAUUUCAACCCCUCGACUUCGUGCAAAAACCUCUUCAUUCAUUGCUGCAACUAAUGCCAUCGCAGGAACGCUGUACAAUACCACCGUUCCCCUGAUGCUUGGUACCGAUGGAGCAGGUGCCAGAGGCUGGGGACUGAAAACGCUGUUCAUGUUUGCUAUCCUGUCUGCGGUCGGAACGGUGCUUUGUUACUUCCUUGUACCCGAAACCAAAGGGCGAACCUUCAACGAACUUGACGAGAUGUACGAAGCUGGAAUACCACCAAGGAAUAUGAAGAAACAUAUUACAAGAAUCGAAGAAGCUGGUCUCAAGGUGCACUCUGCUUAA
Kwoniella botswanensis is the source of this 1659-nucleotide messenger RNA. RefSeq lists its product as uncharacterized. Gene Ontology annotation, biological process: transmembrane transport; carbohydrate transport. Lineage: Eukaryota; Fungi; Basidiomycota; Tremellomycetes; Tremellales; Cryptococcaceae. Gene Ontology annotation, cellular component: membrane. Gene Ontology annotation, molecular function: carbohydrate:proton symporter activity. The transcript has 10 exons. Bases 1 to 1659 code for a protein of 552 amino acids. The record is from RefSeq and is a predicted model, not a curated record.